CCGAGACCCUACACCUAGUUUGAGGUGUAUCAGCAGUGGCCAAUCUCCAGUUGAACAACAACCCUACCAUCGUUGUUCCAAGAUAGCCAUCCCUGUUUCAACCAACAUAAUCCCAAGACGUGUCCGGAUUUGACAGCCUUGGCGAUCUCGCCUCGUCUGAGUCAAAAUAGGACAUGACGCAAGUGACAUAUUGUGUCAUCUUCCACCGCCAUUUAGAUAUAUAAAUGGCCUGCCCACAAAAAUGCCACAUUGACAGGCACUGGAGCCAUCUUGAAGCAUUUCGUUCAACAGACACUGUAACUUAUUGCUAAUUCACCUUCAAUCCAACCAUUUCAGUUUACCAGUGUUCGCCUAGCUUUGACAGAUAAAUCUAGUGUCUUAAGAUGAAGUUCGCCCAUUUGCUUCUUCCCGUGAUUUCUUUCUUCGAGCUUUCCAAGGGCCAAGGUACGGAGGCCUCUGCCCACAUGAAGCGGAUGGAACAGCAACGUUAUUCUCCCCGGUUCAACAUCGUCGACUCGGUUCCUUCCAACUCCCCAGAAUUCCAGUUGUCAGAUAGCCUUCGCAUGAUCACGGGUGAUACGCUCUUCUAUUUAGUUUUAAACGUCUCAGACUCUUCCAACAAUUACACUGAUUCUUUUAACAUGAGGUUGGAUACCAGCGGCGUCAAACUCUCCUGGAUGUAUAAUAAGACGUGCAUCGAAGAAGCUUCCCCCCACUGUCUGUCAUAUGGUUUUUUUAAUGAUUCCAGACCCAUCCAAACAGAAAGCACAUUCCAUUUCAAUAAUAUAGAUGUGCAAGUAGGUGGUGAUGUAGUCUCAUUGGAUAAAAAUGAUUUAUCAAUCGGAUGGGGAGACACCACUAUCUCUAACUUCUCAAUGGGAUUUGCACAGCAUAACAUUUCAAAGAACUUUGGCUCUGGAGUUGUGGCUCUUUCUUCAUCACUGGACUCCAAUACCAAUUUGAUCUCGCAAAUGUUUCAGGAGGGCUACAUCGACAAGGAGCAAUUCGGCUUAUACCUCCUCACAACAACGAACCGGUCUCCUCCUGACAUCCAGUACACCAACUCAUCUUCUCCCUGGAAAUCUUUCUAUGGAGGAUUAAUUGCCUACGGUUCUGAUGCGGAAAAUGUGGUGUAUAACAUUACUGGCUCCACAGAUAUGUUCUACGUAGAUAUCAACAACCAUACCACUUCGAAAUGGCUUUUGGACGUUACUGAUAUCAACGUGUCAAAUGGUAAUCAUACCAUGCACGCCUUUGACUCCAAACAUUUGCACAUUGAUACGUCAGUUUUGAACUAUUUUCUACCUAUGGAAGAUGCCCACUUGGUCCAUCAGUUGAUGUUUGGUGAGAAUUUCAUGAACAAUACCUCUGGAGACUACGCUAUUCCAUGCAAUGCUACUGGAUCGUUACUGUUCAAACUUAACGACAGAGAAUUUAAUUUUACAGCUGAUGACCUCACGUAUACUCGCUUUUAUGGUUUCAAUGAAGGUUAUCUUGGGGGAAACGAUCUUCCAUCUGUACCUAGUGGUUACUGUCAUUCCUUGUUGGGCGGAUGGUCAGGAGACGACUUUAUACUUGGAAAUGGCUUUUUGCAGCAUUAUUACACUAUUUUCGAUUUGAAAGAAAGGAGAAUUGGAUUUGGCGAAAUUAACCUCUCCAGUUUUGUGUUGAAGGACGGCUCAGGUCCCUCUCACAGUUCGAAAAGCACGGGAAAACCUCCAUCAUCAGCUAGUGCUUCUUCGUCUUCUUCUUCUUCUUCCAACUCUAACGCUACCAAUAGUAAUGGAACCAAGAAAAAUGAGUCUGGCAAGAUCAAUGCCGGCCUUCUCGUGCCGGGAGUUAUUUUAGGGGUUAUGAUCGCCAUGGCAUGAAGAUGACCUUCUUCAAACUACAUCAUAGCUUGAUGCCUCUACGAAUUAUCUUUAAAAGUUGCAUAAUAUUUCAAAGAAUGUAUAAUAACGACAUAUAUUUUAAAUCGUGCUAACCCAUACUCAGUAGCUCCUGGAAGCCAAGUAACUGCAGUAUAUCCGUAGCAAAGAUUCUUCACUUACAUUAUUAAGGGGAAACAAC
Molecule: messenger RNA, 2070 nt
Organism: Suhomyces tanzawaensis NRRL Y-17324
Lineage: Eukaryota; Fungi; Ascomycota; Pichiomycetes; Serinales; Debaryomycetaceae
Product: acid protease
Exons: 1
Coding region: 384-1871 (495 amino acids)
Biological process (GO): proteolysis
Molecular function (GO): aspartic-type endopeptidase activity
Source: RefSeq, a predicted model, not a curated record